ACAUCUGAGAUACUUAGACAUUUCCGGUAGUGAAAUAACAACAUUACCUAAUAGUAUUUGUAAACUCUUGAACUUACAGACUCUGAAUCUCAAUAAAUGUUAUCAUCUUCAACAUUUCCCUACAAAUACAAAAGACCUUAUUAACCUGAAACAUCUUUAUUUGGAUCGUUGUGAUGGAUUAAAAUAUAUGCCUAGAAGUAUGGGGCAAUUGAAACAACUCAAGAUGUUAAGCUUGUUUGUGAUAGGCAAGGAAGAGAGUGACUGCCAACUAGAUGAAUUAAGAGAAUUUGAUAUCUCCGGAUCACUAAAAAUUAAGAACCUUGGAAGAGUUAGUGAUGCAUCUAUUGCAAAAGGGAUAAGUAUGGCUAAAAAGUUGAGUAUUAACAAAUUGGAUCUGGAAUGGACAUCUAAAGAUGAAGUUGAUGUUAAUGAGACCAAGAGUAGUAGACAUGAGAAAAUUGGUGAAGCUCUGGAGGUUUCAACUACAAGGCUAAAGAUAGAUGAAAGCAAGAGUACUCAACAUGAGAAAAUAGGUGAAGCUCUAGAGGUUUCAACUGCGAUGCUGAAGAUAUUGAAAAUGAGUGGUUACAAAGGUGUGAAUCCCCCUAAAUGGGUGGGAAUGUCAUCUCCUUCUGUAACAGGCCUUGAGCAAAUGGACAAUGUGAAUACUAUUGCUAAUAGUAGCAAUGGAAAUGAAAUGAUUGUACUAUUCCCUUUGUUACAGCAAUUGAAGAUUUCUAACAUGGAGAAUAUGAGGGAAUUGGUGUCACCUAGCUGUUGGAGUAUUUGCAUUGGAGCAUUCCCUAAUCUAAGCAAGCUGGAGAUAUCUUUUUGCCCAAAGCUAGGGGCCUUGCCACCGCAUCUCAAAGCACUCAAACAUGUAACUAUUUUAGCUGAUUGUUCGGAUGAGUUGUUAUAUAGCAUCUCAAAUCUUAGUGGUCUCACUCAUCUCUUUUUUGGUUUUAUGGAAGAAAGAAGUGUUUUAUUUCCAUCUGCUAAGGCAUUAAUGUUUGAUGAUGGGGACAUUAAUGAAGCACAAUUAGGAGUACCCUCAACUUUUCAAUCUCUUCAACAUCUGAAAAUUGAGAACUGCAAGAAGUUAAGGCGUUUAUUUGAGAUUAGUGGCUGCCAGAACCAACAAAAGCAUCCUCUUCAAGGACAAACAGAAAGAAUAAGAGGUCUCAGGGAAUUGGAGAUUUACUAUUGCCCCGAUUUGAUGAUAUCAGUUGAGGAAUUUGGAAACCUCAAUAUUAAUAAUUCACUGCAGGGUUUGUGUAUCAUGGGUUGUCCUAAGUUGGUGUCUUCAGAAGAAGCUGACGAUUUUGUUGCACUCCUGCGUUCCCUUCGAGCAAGACUUGAUCCUUGGUACUUCAGUGUAGAUAUCAUAAAGGAAUAGCAGAAGAAGAAUCAAUUAAAAGUGAAGUGAAGAGAAGUGAGGUCAUAAUAAAGGAGUAGCAGACUGAUUAACAAGGUGAUGGAAUAAGGAUUCUUCUUGAAGUGGAUCCAAUGGUGAUGAAAGUUUCAAUUUGGAGUAGUAAUAUAAUGCUGGAUUUUGUUGGUCUCAAAUUUGUUUGUUCUCAGUAAUAAGGAGAAAUUGAUUUCUCAUACUCAAUAUGGUACUGAUGCUUGAUUUGGUUUGAUUCAUGAACAUUUGUAUUAUUAUUGUUUAUAUAUGUUUUGCUUACUUGUAAUGGGUUGAGAAUUGUAUUAAUGCUUUUCUUCAUUUCUCAUUCAAUCAACGAUUGUUCCUUGUAUUU
This is a messenger RNA of Impatiens glandulifera, 1757 nucleotides long. RefSeq lists its product as uncharacterized. The transcript has 3 exons. Lineage: Eukaryota; Viridiplantae; Streptophyta; Magnoliopsida; Ericales; Balsaminaceae. The record is from RefSeq and is a predicted model, not a curated record. The coding region runs from base 188 to 1396 and encodes 402 amino acids.